GGGAAACGAAAGAAAGAAGGGGGAAAAAAAUGGCCGAAGAAGCGGGAGCACGUGUGCAGAAAGCGGUCGAAUCUGUCGUGCAAGAUCUCGACAAGUCAUGUUUGAGGAAAAUGCAGGGAGACAUGCACAGGUGUGCAGCAAAAUGCUGCGAUGAUGCCCAUUCAAGUCUAGAAGAUGUCCAUAGGUGCAUUGAAACGUGCUCGGAGCAGUUGAACAAGGCUCAAAAUAAGAUACAAGGGGAUCUAGGGCAUUUUCAAGAUCGCCUGCAGAGGUGCGUCAUGCAGUGUCAGGACAGUAUACGAGACAAGGUGGGACCAAACACCACAGAUGCUCAGACACAUGAGUACAAGAAUGAAUUUGACGGUUGCGUCGUGAAAUGUGCAGAUUCACAUAUUGAUCUUCUGCCUCACAUGUUGAAAAGAAUGAAGCAUGCUAUUCAAUGAGGAAGUGCUCUAUGUACGGUGUAUUUUUAGGUGCAGCUACAGUGAACUUAACUAGAGGAAUAUAAAAAUUUGGUCUUUUA
Molecule: messenger RNA, 523 nt
Organism: Ornithodoros turicata
Lineage: Eukaryota; Metazoa; Arthropoda; Arachnida; Ixodida; Argasidae
Product: protein FAM136A-like
Exons: 3
Coding region: 30-443 (137 amino acids)
Cellular component (GO): cytoplasm
Source: RefSeq, a predicted model, not a curated record